Capsicum annuum is the source of this 2357-nucleotide messenger RNA. RefSeq names its product 26S rRNA (cytosine-C(5))-methyltransferase NOP2B. Bases 152 to 2059 code for a protein of 635 amino acids. Gene Ontology annotation, biological process: maturation of LSU-rRNA; rRNA base methylation. Gene Ontology annotation, cellular component: nucleolus. NCBI's taxonomy places the organism in Eukaryota, Viridiplantae, Streptophyta, Magnoliopsida, Solanales, Solanaceae. Gene Ontology annotation, molecular function: RNA binding; rRNA (cytosine-C5-)-methyltransferase activity. The transcript is spliced from 17 exons. The record is from RefSeq and is a predicted model, not a curated record.
AGCCCUCAAAUUAACUUGCCAUGCUCAGCCGCUUCCCUCCUUCUUCCUCCUCUCUCCUCGAAAUUUUAACUGAACAACUACCAAACCCUUUUGUAAAUUAGGGUUUUAUUAUUUGUGACUAUUUUUUUCCGUUGCAUUGUACUUGGCUUUAAUGGCUGGUCCCAAACUCAGUGGUAAGAAAUUAGGGAAAACCCCUACAAAAAAGAAGCAAAAAAAGGAAGCUUUACCACCCAAGCAAGUGGAAAAAGAGGAACUUUUUAGUGACAGUGAAGGAACUGAUGAGGAUUUUCAAGAAAAAAAUGAUGAUAAAGAAGUAAAUUCAGAUUCUGAUAUGUCUUCUGAUGUGGAUGAUGACCCUUUUGCUGCUGAUAUAUUAGCAGCUGAUGAUGAUGAUGAUGGUUCAGAUGCUCGUUCGGAUUCAGACGUCGAUUCUGAUUCAGAUGGAGAUGAUACUGAUCUUGUAAAGAAGUCAAAAGCUAUUGAUGAUGAAAAGGAAAGAGAAGAGAAGGAAGGUGAUGAAGAACUGCAGCUCAAUAUUAAAGAAGAAGCUGAUGAUUUCAGGCUGCCAGCAGCUGAGGAGCUUGAAGAAGAAACGCAUAGACCCCCUGAUCUCUCCAACCUCCAAAGGAGGAUAAAAGAGAUUGUUAGAGUGCUUUCAAAUUUGAAGUCACUGAGGCAAGAAGGUGCGACACGUAAGGAUUACAUUGAUCAACUUAAAAGGGACUUGGGUUCAUAUUAUGGAUACAAUGAGUUUCUGAUUGAUGCAUUAGUGGAGUUGUUUCCUCCUGUUGAGCUGAUUGAACUUAUAGAAGCAUUUGAAAAGCCUCGACCGAUCUCUCUACGGACAAACACUUUAAAGACCCGCAGACGGGAUUUAGCUGGUGUUCUUCUUAACAGAGGUGUGAAUUUGGACCCAUUAAGCAAAUGGUCGAAGGUUGGACUAGUUGUAUAUGAUUCUCAAGUUCCAGUUGGUGCCACUCCUGAGUAUAUGGCUGGUCAUUACAUGCUCCAAAGUGCGAGCUCUUUUCUACCUGUAAUGGCUCUUGCACCUCAGGAGAAUGAACGUGUCAUUGAUAUGGCUGCUGCUCCUGGAGGUAAAACAACUUAUGUUGCUGCGCUGAUGAAAAAUAGUGGUAUUAUUUAUGCAAAUGAGAUGAAGGAGUCAAGACUUAAAUCGCUCACUGCUAAUUUACAUCGCAUGGGGGUAACAAACACCAUUGUCUGCAACUAUGAUGGAAGACAGUUGCCUAAAGUUUUGGGUCAGAAUACUGCUGAUAGGAUUUUGCUGGAUGCUCCCUGUAGUGGUACUGGGGUAAUCUCCAAGGAUGAGUCUGUUAAAACUUCCAAAACUGCGCCUGAUAUUCAAAAUUGCUCACAACUGCAGAAGGAACUAAUACUUGCAGCAAUUGACAUGGUUGAUGCCAACUCAAAAUCAGGUGGAUACAUAGUGUAUUCGACCUGCUCCAUUAUGGUUGAUGAGAAUGAAGCAGUUAUAGAUUAUGCACUCAAGAAGAGAGAUGUUAAGCUUGUGCCGUGUGGACUUGAUUUUGGGAGGCCUGGAUUUAUCCGCUUUAGGCAGCACCGUUUCCACACAUCUUUGGACAAGACAAGGCGAUUCUAUCCUCAUGUGCAUAACAUGGACGGGUUCUUUGUAGCCAAGUUGAAAAAGAUGAGCAACUCCAAGUCUGCAAAAUCGUCCGUGCAGUCUGAAGAAAUACAAGGUGUUGAAAGCAUUGAGAGCAGUGACCAGCAGAACACUGAAGGGGGCGAUGACAAGCAUUCAGAGCAAGAAGGCAUUGCAGACGAGAAUGGGAAAUUGAAAGAAGAAGUAGCGGUUGAUAAAAAGAGGAAGAGGGAUGUCCAAAAACAUUCAGUUAAGAAAGGCGUCGGACAAAACAGCAGUGUAACUAAAACUGGGAAGGCAGAAAACCAAUUGGUGGCAACAAAAAAGAGGGAAAAGAAGAAACCGCCUCCUAGAGAGGAAAUCGCAAAAGCUAGGGAAGAGAAGAGGCAAGCUCUUAGGGAAGCAACGCGAAUAGCCAUGAUGAAGAAAAAAUGAGGUCUCUGCAACUUUGGGCGGAGAGGGGGAGGGGUGAGGUGGUGAUACACCAAGGAUAUUUUGUCAGAGUCGACAUGAGCGGAAACAGAACUUGAGCUGCUCUCUGGUGAUGUUAUCAAGCUUACCUCACAUAUUAUUCGCACUUGCCGCCUAGUGGUCAUGUAUGGUUUGCUAUAGAAAAAUGAAAGUUAGGAUUCAUGGUUGCACGAAUCCAAAAAUUUUGUGUUUAUACUUUUAAUUUAUUUGGGAGUGAGCAAUGAAAAUUAUAAAAGGAAAAAGGUGAGUAGUUUGUAUUCCA